CACCGCCCCGUCGCACAUCUAUCGAGGGCCGAUUAUUGCUCAUUUUCAAAGCAUAAACAAAGAGAGUCCCUAGCAACCGGCCAUACCCACGAGUGUCAGCGGGACCGCAACGAGCGACCGCGACCGGUAAAGCACCUGAACCAGUCAGACACACAGCUACCCUCUGUAGUUGACAACGAGUGAGAGAGGCGAGGUGAUACGGCAAUGGCGGCCCCGGCUUAACAUGAGCAUGACUUCAAGUUAAGUUCGUUCAUCGUUAGAGCGGAAUUGAUACUGCCAUGGGUUCUGAGCUAGAUUCAGAAUGUGUGGACAUACUCCGCGGUCGACUGGGGGACCCGGGAUGUCCCCUUGUACCCACACGGGGGGUUCGACUUUACCUCUGUUCCACAGGCUCAGAUUCCCAGACCGAACGCAAUGCUUUUGUGGAGACAGUCUACCCAAAGAUUCGAGAGUAUUGCAGGAACAAGUAUGGAGUGGAAUUCCAGGUAGUUGACCUGGAGUGGGGUUUGCGACCUGACAUAGAUAAUGUGACUCCUGUGUCGGCAGAAUUCCGCCAAGGGGAGAUAACCCGAUGCCAGAAGCUUUCUUCUGGGCCGAGCUUCCUGGCAUUUGUUGGACAAAGGUAUGGCGCCUGUCCAUUGCAAGCAACCAUUCCGGCUUCUGAAUACGAAACAAUCCGAAUCGCUCUUCAGAACCACCGGAGCCGUGAGACUCGCAGCGCCCCCUUGCUUGACGAUUGGUACAUCAGGGACGAUAAUCACAUUCCACCUGUCUACGUGCUGAAACCCGCGUCUGAGGUCAUACACGAUAUCAGUAGUGAUGACGAGAACAAACGAUCGGCCGCCGAGAGCUUGAAGUUGGAGACUGAGGCCAAGAUAAGGCGUUUAUUGCAGAAGGGAGCAGAAUUCUGUUAUAGCGAAGGCUCGAUAGACAGUGACACUAAAACCAAAUACUUCAUGUCAGAACAAGAAAUUGAGAUGACAAUGGGGAUCUGCGACAGCGGUAAUCCCCAACAGCAGUGUCUCCUUGUCCUCAGGGACAUCAUCGACCUAAAAAAUUACAUUGGUGACGAGCGCACUCCAUGUUUCACCGACAUCAUCUACAACGACAAGAUUGACAAGCUGGAACUCGAUGCGGAAGCUGACCUGAAACUACAGCAAGUAAAGAAGCGAGCAAAGAAUCUAGUAUCUCCAAACAACGCAGUUUGUUUUGAUGUUUUGUGGCGGUAUGACGAUGUCAUCAACUCCAAGCUUCACAGGAAGUACCUCGAUGAGCUGUGUACCCAAGUUCAUGAUCGGCUAGUUCAGCUCAUUGACGAGACUGUUCCUAGAAGAAGAAUGGACUUUCCGGAACUAUGUCAUGAACCGCUGCUCCACCUCGAGCGAUGCAAGCAGCUCGGAGCUCACUUCUAUGGUAGACAGGACAUGCUGUCUCAGGUCCAGGCAUACCUUGUACAGCAAUCCUCAUUGCCUCUGAUCAUAUAUGGGGAAUCUGGAAGUGGUAAAACUAAACUCCUGUCCAGGAUUGCGCAAGAGAUUCCCAAAAUAUAUGGAGACAGUGGCAUCUUGAUUGUUCGGUAUGUGGGCUUCACCCAGGAGAGCUCAGAUCUUCGACAAAUACUUUCCAGCAUCUGUUCUCAGUUGUGUGCCAUCGUAAACAGAGACCAGACAUCAGACCCAAAGGAUCUUCCUGUCUACUUCGAGGACCUCCUUAACUCUGUUCCAAACUAUUUGUCGGUUGUGAUACUCCUGGAUGGAGUGGAACAAAUUCAACCUGACCAUAAUGCGCACCUAAUGUCAUGGAUUCCUGCAUCGUUGCCCGUUAAUGUCAAAAUGAUAAUUACAUGUCAGCCAAACUCCACCAAAAUCCUUGAAACAUUGAGAAGUGACAUUGUUCAAGACGACAGCGCAUUCAUGCAGCUUGAUAACCUCAGUGGCAAUGAGUGUGAGGGAUUAAUGAAUGAAAUCAUGGCAGCAUCUGGAAGGAAAAUAACACAAGAACAAUAUGAAGUCUACCAGGAGUCCUUUACAAAAUGUUCACUGCCAAUGUAUAUUCAUCUGCUGGCUGAAGAAGGGAAGACCCUUCAUAGCUUCCUUGGGACAGAUCCUAUUUCAAAGACUUCGGGAAUCUUGGAUGCAAUCAAUAUGUUUUUAAGCAAACUUGAAGAACGUCAUGGUAAAGUUUUUGUUUCCAGGUGCUUGGCUUUUAUGGCUGCCUCUGGGACAGGUCUAAGUGACUGUGAAAUGGAGGAUCUACUUUCUUUAGAUGAGGAUGCUCUGAACAGCGUCUACAUUGGCUACCACCCCGCAAUACGUCGAAUACCUCCUCAGAGGUGGAUGGAACUGAAACGCAAUCUGGAACAGUUUCUGAUAUACAGAAAUACAGACGAAGCAACAAUUUACAGCUGGAGCCACGAUCUGUUCCUCCAGGUGUGUCAAGCAAGAUAUUUAUGUGAAGAAUCUAUCAAAAGAAAAACGCAUUCAGUCCUUGCAGACUACUACCUAGGAACCUGGGCUGACACUCCAAAACCAGUGACAAAAGAUGACACGAAAAGUGACGUUAUUCUUCUGUCGUGUGGUGACAAAUCUGACAGGAGAGUUCCAACACAACCUUUGACAUUCACAAGCAACGGAAUAGGUGUGAAAUUUAACAAAAGAAAGUAUGACAAGGUUCCUCGCCAUCUUGAUUUAUCAGGAAGAGCUGACGAGUUCAAGACACUAGUUCUCUUCAACUAUGAAUGGUUAUAUAACAAGAUUAAAGCUCUGUCGUUGCAGCAUAUAAUGACAGACUUUUCUCUGAGUCCUGCAUCAGAAGCUUCGCUUGUUGAAGGAGCAUUGCGGGUGGCUGAGCCAACACUAAAUCGAGACAUCAACAAUCUACCUGCAGAAAUCACUGGUCGCCUUCUGCCAUAUUACUCCACACAUGCAAAUGUUCGAGAGCUUGUCAAGCAGUGCGAUACAACUGGUCUCGACCACUGUGCCCUCAUACCCAACUUCCCAUACUUGCAAGUUCCCGGUAGCUCACUUCAAUUUACCAUGGAAUGCCCUGUGUCCAGUGAGUAUUUUGGCUUUACAAACGAUGACAGAUUCCUAUUUACAAAGGAAAAGGACAGUUCAUACAUCUAUAUGUUUGAUCUUUUGAAUGGUGAACUGAAAAAUAGAGUCUUUACUUCAAAUGGAGACUUUUUGGUCACACCAGACGGAAAGUAUUUCGUCAUCGUCGAUCAUGCCACAGAAAAGGCAAUCAAGUUUCAUGAAGCAGAUAGUGGAUCAUUCCUUGGACAGAUAAUUAUUCUGAAUCAUAUUGAGAUGAAACCCACUGAAACAUACAAGAAAGGGCCAAUGUGCAUCACAAAUGACAGACUCUGUGCCAUAGUGACAACAGAUACAAGCUUUCUGUGUAUAGCGGACGUGCCAUCUUGCAAACUAUUGCAAAUUGUAGCUUUGGAUGGGAAAUCCACAAUAUGCGAAAUCUCCCCAGAUGGAAAAUAUGUGUUCUGCAGUUCAGACGAAUAUCUGCUAUCCUACGACCUGGACUCACUGGAUCUUCUGUGUACUUUGUCAAUUGGCUAUAAACCCAGUUCCUUCACAUUUAGCCAUGAUGGAUACAGAGCUUUCUUGUCCAAUUCUGUAGAAUCAAAACUGUAUACGCUGCACAUCAGUUAUGGUGUGGUGGAUAUGAGCUACAAAGGACUCCUAGAUGAAGUUCUGCAAGAUGAUACUAUUCUUGAUCUCAAGGUAUCCCCUGAUGAUGAGUUUGUCCUUGUUCGUGGGGACAGGAUUCUGGUCGUUCACGAUCGAGCUACCGAGAGUGUGUGUGCAAAGCUGGAGAGACCCAGUGACAUCCCAGAAGAGUUCAGGCUACCAAAGAGUCACUACGUUGAACUCAACUUCACGAAAGCUGAAUUCUCUAGCGACAGCAAGUAUGUUAUUGGUACCAUAUUCCGGAAUGUGUACGUUUGGCAAAUUGAAACACAGAGUGUUGUAACCAGCCUUCAGGCCCCUAUCGGAAUCAUCACAUCCCUUUUGGUUACUAAAAACAGAAACCAGGUUGUCACACAGCUCCAAGGACACAAGACAAUACAGGUGUGGAACAUAGAGGAAGCUGUUAACAAGGUGGACAUGCUUGACAAAGUCACUGGCCCCAUCCAACAGGUCCUGUUGACGAAGGAUGGUUCUGUAGCAAUUGUUCAGUGUGAGGAGAGUGAUGCCAUAGGCAUGAUAGACAUGAAGACUGGGACAAUGCUUGAUCUCCUUACCCAUGACUCAGAUGUCAAGGAUAUGGCCAUCACACCAGCUGGGGAUUAUCUCUUGCUUACUGUUGUCCCCAAAAUGAGUGAAACCUCAACGCGGAUUUGGGACAUGACUGAGAGAAGGGUUAUAAAGGAAUUUGGUAAUGCUCCUGGAUACUGCGUUUGUCUGAAUGAGAAAAACAUCAUCAUCUUCGUUGGACAGAAAGAAGUUACUUUCCGAGCCCCAUACUACAUUACAGUAAUGCAGUUUGCAGCAGGAGCAUUUGCAGAAGAGGAGCAUGCACAAGCUUUGAAAUUUGUUCUCAAAAAGCCCUUUGUAACAAGAAGUGAUCGCUACCUGGUUGCUCUUACUGCAAAGGACUAUCUUGAAAACUCGGGUGUGUAUGAUACACCGACCAUAUGCAUCUUUGACUUAAACAAGGACAUGAGAUUAGCAUGCUACACGCUUGAGAGUCUAGGACUGGUGGACAAUGAGGACGACAUCAUUGACCUCAGACCAUGUCCUUGCAUGGAGAACUGGAUUGCAGUCAUCUACUCCACCAAUGCGCCUGACGUCUGUCACGAUGGUAUUGAGAAUGGGUAUCUGAACAACCCACCUCACUAUGGUUUCCUCCUCUUUGAAGUCGGAAAUGGAUGGGUUAUCAGAAAGAUCGAGCCUUUUCUCGACUCAGCAGUUGAUAUACAAGAUGUUCUGUUUGCAAACGACUUCACUUUCUGCUUGGACAAAGAAUCACGUAUAUUUGACCUGAUGAGCGGCGAUUACACAAGCCAGAUUCUAAACCCUCCUUCAGUGCCUAAAGCCCUUUUAUUAGAUGGUUAUGUCGUAGUGUACUUUAAAGGAUCAAUGAUAUACGCAAUACGUAUUUGUGACAGUCAGGUCAUUGCCCAGUGUGAGGUCCACGCUACUAUUUGCUCCUUGACACUAUGCAAGGAUGACAGAACAUUGAUCGUUGGUUGUACAGAUGGAACAGUUGUCUCGUACGUCCUCAUAGAUCCAGCCGUGGAAAACCCUCAGCUCGUUCUGGCUAGAGUAAGCAGUAGGCAGCUGCCCAAAUCUCCAACACCUGCUGUGGAUGGAAAAGCAUCACGAUCCUGGGAUAAAAUCGACCAGUUCAGCUUCCGCAGCUACUCUCGUCCACCUUCUGUGGUGAGCUUAGGCCCCAGGGAAAAAGAACUACUGAAGAAGGUCCAACAUGUGCCAAGGGAACGACCCAAAUCUGACACUCAGAUGCAUUCAAAAUCUGCUGCUUGUUCAGUGAUGUGACAUUGGUGAAGACUGAAUCGAACUUCGUCAUCAUAAUACAUGGACGCUGAAAAGAUUAUUACUGAAUGAAUGUUCGGAACAGUGCUUGUUGGUAUCAUUGAAGUGGCAAACGGCUACACCCAACAUCCCCUAGACGUUCUUCACGCAUUAACCUUCCAUGCUUUGAUAUUACUGAAAUACUGUUCAAACAUAAGUGAAACCAAAGACAUAGGACAAUCUAUACUCAUGCCAAUAAUGGUUGUCACCCCCUUCCCCACCCAAACCCCCCACACCCCUCUCCAACAAAAAAUAUUGAAGGGGGUGACAACUAUUAUUGGCAUGAGUAUAUAAUGCAUAGUAGAGGAAUCUGCGUUUUUGGACACUAAUUAUGGGAUGUUAUAAAAAUUACUACAUCUUUGGAUAACAGAAGAACAUAUAUCAGUUCAUGAUAGGUGGCUCAUUAAGGUACAAAGCGUUCAAUACAGCCUAUCAAACAGAGCAAUACAAAAAUGCAACAUAUACUGAGAGAAACAAAUACAGGAACACAGGACAUUCAGUGUUCCUUUCAGAUUUUCCAGUUUUAAUCACCGGCUUUAGCGAUGUUGGAGAAAAUCUGGGAAUAAAUAAAGGAACACUCCCAUGAAGUGGUGUUCCCUUAUCUGAUUCCCUCAGUAUAUAUAACAUGAAUGUAUGAGGAAACAAACGAUUUUUGACAGGAAGUUGAACAGUCUUGUUCUACAAUGUAAAUAGCUGUACAUGACACUCAUAGAUAGAAUGGCACACCCUAUGCAAUAUUAUAUAUGCAAUAGUCAGUCGCAAUAAGUGCACCUCAGUUUUAUCCUGCAUAGUCAUGUGUAAGUGUCCUUAUUAUCAAUAGAAUGAGGUCAGUUUGGAAGUUUGUUUGCACCUCCAGAUAGGAUUCGAUGAAUGCUCACGGGUCAACUUGUACAAAACGGUCUUAGCGCUUAGCUAGCUCAAACUCCCGAUAUUUGUCAUAGACUUUCAACAGUUGUAGCACUGAAAAGUUUUGUACAAGUGGACCCAUGACAGAUUGAAAGUAUUUAACAUUUAUGAGGCUGAUUUUAGGAAUGCUUUAUUCUCAUAAUGUUAUGACCCGUUUCAUACAUGAACAUGAUACAGCAAGAAUAGUAUGUGUGUACAGUCAUCGUUCAUAUAAAUUAGUACUACUCACGAUGUGGUGAUCAUUAUAUAUAACCAAAUGAAGUGAAAAACGCUUCCAGUCUGAAAUAAAGUUUGAUGUAUUCUUAGGUAUUUUUAAAGCAAUCUGUAAAUAUGUACAUUAUGUUUGUGUCAGGCUGUAAAUACUAUCAGUCAAAGAAAUAGAAAUACCAUCUACAUCAGUCAAUGAUGAUUGAGGAAUUUAUGUAAUGUAAGGCUACUGGAAAUGAUUGCGUCUACACCUACAUGAGUUGUCUCCCUUUGUAUUAAAAAAAUGUCCAUGUUGAUGUCAGGGACACCUGAGGUGAGAUUUGUGUUAAGGACAAAUUGUCUUCUACCAAGGACGAUGUCUCAUGCUGAGAUACGGGUUUAGAGAACUGAUAUAGACAUAAUACUUUUAAGUUAUUUGGUGUGAUGUGUUAUAGCCAUCAUUCUGUGAUAUAUCUAUAGUGCUUUCAGCCAUAUACAGUUCUCUUAAUGCUUUUGUUAUUUAUGAUUGACACCUUUUGGAAAUAAAUUCUAUCUAGAA
Haliotis rubra (blacklip abalone) is the source of this 7203-nucleotide messenger RNA. RefSeq names its product NACHT and WD repeat domain-containing protein 2-like. The transcript is spliced from 7 exons. Gene Ontology annotation, molecular function: protein binding. The coding region runs from base 279 to 5516 and encodes 1745 amino acids. Lineage: Eukaryota; Metazoa; Mollusca; Gastropoda; Lepetellida; Haliotidae. The record is from RefSeq and is a predicted model, not a curated record.